Molecule: messenger RNA, 2471 nt
Organism: Pectinophora gossypiella (pink bollworm)
Lineage: Eukaryota; Metazoa; Arthropoda; Insecta; Lepidoptera; Gelechiidae
Product: 4-hydroxyphenylpyruvate dioxygenase
Exons: 9
Coding region: 101-1243 (380 amino acids)
Biological process (GO): L-tyrosine catabolic process
Cellular component (GO): Golgi membrane; endoplasmic reticulum membrane
Molecular function (GO): 4-hydroxyphenylpyruvate dioxygenase activity
Source: RefSeq, a predicted model, not a curated record
CACACUACGUUUCAUUCGGAAUACAGCACUUAAAUAGCACACAGCCUUUACAAAGGUGGAAGUUUUAUCGGUAACUGUUUAGUGGUUUUCAGUUGUUAUAAUGACAUCAUACACGGAUAAGGGCCGGAAGCCGGAGGCGGGAAAAUUCCUGGCUUUCGACCAUCUUACCUUCUGGGUCUCCAACGCUAAACAGGCAGCAAGUUAUUACGUCACGAGGUUCGGGUUUCAACCGCUGGCAUUCAAAGGUCUCGAGACUGGCUCCAGGAAGAUCGCUUCUCAUGCAGUACGAUUAAAUAAGAUAGUAUUCGUCUUCCAAGCCCAGUACGAGCCUGAGGAGUCAGUUUUCUCCAACGAGGUGGCUUACCACGGCGACUUCGUGAAGGACGUAGCUUUCCAAGUGGAAAACCUGGACUAUAUCUUGGGGUACGCGAAGAAGCAAGGCGCUGUGGUCGUGAGGGACCUCUGGGAAGAGAGGGAUGAGUACGGAGUUGUCAGGAUGGCUACUGUCAAGACGUAUGGUGACAACACACAUACUUUGGUAGACAGAUCAAAAUACUCCGGACCCUUCUUACCCGGAUACCAGACACUCGAUAAGGACCCUAUACAGAAGUACUUGCCAAAGGUCGAGAUCGAUUUCAUCGACCAUGUGGUAGGAAACCAGCCUGACAACGGGAUGGAGACGGCGGCUUCGUGGUAUGAACGUUGUCUUCAGUUCCACAGGUUUUGGUCAGUAGACGACAAGCAGGUCUGCACGGAGUAUUCAGCAUUACGAUCCAUCGUGAUGGCGAACUGGGAAGAGACAGUCAAGGUGCCCAUCAACGAACCGGCUCCGGGUAAGAAGAAGAGCCAAAUCCAGGAGUAUGUGGAGUACCACGGCGGCGCGGGCGUGCAGCAUAUUGCUAUCAAUACCAAUGAUAUUAUUACUGUUAUCGAGAAUCUCCGUUCCCGAGGCGUAGAAUUCCUGACCAUCCCUUCAAAAUACUACACGAUCAUCCGCGAUCGCUUGAAGCUCAGCAAAGUGAAAGUGGCAGAGAGUAUCGACACGUUGGAGCGGUUGAACAUCCUGAUAGAUUACGAUGAUGAUGGAUACCUGCUGCAGAUCUUUACCAAGAAUACCCAGGACAGACCCACGCUGUUCCUUGAGGUUAUACAGAGGAGAAAUCAUAAUGGUUUUGGCGCCGGUAACUUCAAGACCCUCUUCGAGUCAAUAGAGUUGGAGCAAGAAAAACGUGGCAACUUAUAAAUUCCACUUAGAAAACUUGUUUAUUAAAUUAAUUAGCUUAUCAAUGUAAAUGUAUGCACAAUUUGUUAUUCGUGACGUAUGGCUUUAGUUUUAAUAUAGAUAUUUUUAUUUUGUUAAUUUUAUGCCUCUCCAAAUGGCCUUUGAAAUAAUGGUUUUAUUACGUUUUGCAGAUAAAAUGUAAAUUGAUGUUUCACGAUUGUAUUUUAUAGUGUAAGUUAGUAUAAUAUUAUAUAUGUUGAUGUUGAUGUAUAAUUAUCUUCUAAUCUUAUUAGUGGAAGUACACCCACCUUUUAAAAUAUAGUAGCAUAAUGGUACUAAUUCCUGUACAGUCAUGAGCAAUAUAGGCACGCACUUCAGUACUCUGUCGCACUAACAUAUUUGACAUUCAGUGAGACUUACAGUUCAAUUUGUCAAAACAGUUAAUGUGACAUGGUACCAAAGUGUAUACAUAUUAAUGCUCGUGACCGUACACAACAUCCAAGUAAUUUUAUUUUAAGUUACACCUGUCAUUCUUUUAUCCGCUGAAAAACAAAGGGACGGGUAAUCGACAGGCAUAAAAUUUAUGGAACACACGUCAAACGGACUGCAUAUGAGCGAGAUGCCUAUUUUAUUCGCCCGGGUUAUGCUGUUAUGCAUUCAUUCACUCAUUCAUUUUAAAAUUAACAGUUGUCAAUCAUCCGUCCCUUUGACAGGUGACCCAAUGACGAGUAUAACUUAAAAUUAGGUGUAAAAUAAAAUGUUCUUUUCUAACCCACAUACAGGGUGUUAGUGACAUCGUAACGAAUACUGAGGGGGUGAUUCAGACCAAGAUUCUGAGUUGAUAUCAAAUAGAAUUUUCCGUCGCAAAAUUUUAUACUUUUGCGAUGUGUAAUUCCACUUGAUAUUAAAUGUUACGAUGUCACUUACCCCGUACAAGUACGUAUAUGUAGCCAUACAAGUAUAUGAGUGUUAAGGACACCGUAACGAAUACUGAGGGGGAUUCAGAUCAUGAUUCAGAGUUGAUAUCGAGUGAAAUUUCGGGUCGGAAAGCAUUGUUUUUUUAUGUGAUUUUUCCAUAGUUUUGCGAUGGAUAAGUCAACUUGAUAUCAACUCAGAAUUAUGGUCCGAAUCAUGCCUAAAAGUUUUCUAUUCACUAACACUCAGUAUAUGUGCAUCACUUACAUGUACAUAGUGUUCGUUUAACGUGUCCCAGUAACGUGAACAUGAAAUAAAACAAUACUUAAAAGAG